Messenger RNA from Hypoxylon trugodes, 1604 nucleotides. RefSeq names its product GroES-like protein. The transcript has 2 exons. Gene Ontology annotation, biological process: alcohol metabolic process. Bases 186 to 1271 code for a protein of 361 amino acids. NCBI's taxonomy places the organism in Eukaryota, Fungi, Ascomycota, Sordariomycetes, Xylariales, Hypoxylaceae. Gene Ontology annotation, molecular function: zinc ion binding; alcohol dehydrogenase (NADP+) activity. The record is from RefSeq and is a predicted model, not a curated record.
AAGGGUGAUUUGUCUUUGGGGAGUAUACUCUUAGCUUAGGAGGAGCUCCAGGGAGGAGGGGGUAUAAUGUGGGGAGUUUCGUGGCUUCAAAUACCUAUGCCUCCCGCCCCUCCAUAACCCCUCGUCAUUAGAAUUCGUAGGUUUUGUAUCGCAACAGCUUCUAACCCCCGGAAAAUAUCGCAAGUAUGUCUAAAUACGACCAAUACGAAGGCUUCCAGGUCGAAUCGGCUGCGACCUGGACUGAGUUCCACAAGAACAAGUUCGACACAAAGCCGUUCGGCGACCAUGACGUAGAGAUCAAGAUCGAGUGCUGUGGUGUAUGCGCUAGCGACAUCCAUACCAUUACCGGUGGUUGGGGUUCUCAGCACUUCCCUCUCGCAGUCGGUCACGAAAUCGUUGGCAAGGCAUUGAGGGUAGGCCCCAAGGUUACUCUCAUCAAAGCGGGACAGCGAGUCGGUGUCGGUGCCCAGUCGGGGUCGUGCUUAGAAUGCCGCCAGUGCAAAAACGAUAACGAGACAUACUGUGCUCAACAGUUCGACACAUACGGUGCUGUCUGGCCAGACACAGGCUUAGUGAGCCAAGGUGGCUUUUCGUCCCACGUGAGGACGCACGAACAUUGGGUAUUUCCCAUUCCAGAUGCGAUACCAAGCGCCCUUGCAGCGCCGAUGUUAUGUGCGGGUAUUACUAGUUAUAGUCCGUUAGUACGAAAUGGUGCUGGCCCUGGCAAGAAGGUUGCCGUCGUCGGUCUAGGAGGUUUGGGACACUUUGCAGUUCUCUUCUCCAAAGCCUUGGGCGCCGAGACGUGGGUUAUCUCGCGAUCUCACAGCAAGGAGGCCGACGCUUUGGCAAUGGGUGCCGACGGGUUCCUAGCCACACAAGACAAAGACUGGAACAAGGAUCACAUCAUGACAUUCGACCUAAUAAUUAGCACAGCCAACAACUUCGGCGAAGGGUUCGACUUAAGUGGUUACCUUGCCCUUCUCGAUGUCCAUGGUAGAUGGGUAUCUGUUGGUCUACCAGAAGACUCGACGUUGAAGAUCAAGCCUCAAGACCUCAUUGACAACGGUUGCUUGAUUGGUGCCUCGCAUCUAGGAAGUCGACGUGAGAUGUUGGAGAUGUUACAAUUGGCUGCGGACAAGGGCAUUAAGUCGUGGGUUGAGGAGGUCCCCAUCAGUGCAGAGAAUCUAGGCAAGACGGUGCAAAAGCUUCGAAAGAGCGACGUCCGAUAUCGAUUCACCAUGACCGAGUACGACAAGGAAUUCGGCGAAUAAAAAGGGAAAUUAGCUUGGAUAGAUAGAAUUGGGCUUUUCCUGGUACAAUUAGUCAGUAACCCUCUGUAACUAUUCCGGAGUCUCGGGGGAUCCCAUAAUAGAAGGUGAAUUCAUUGUAAUAAAACAUCAUGCUACAUACGGGGUUCGUUCGUGAAAUACCUGAGGCAGAACCUGACCAAGAAAAUGAUUUAAGAAUGAAGGUUUAGAAAGGAGGGGAAUUUGAGAGGUGUGUCCUGGUAGUUGGUAAGGUGAGUUAUAGUUUGGUGUGACCCUAUAUGUACGGGAAGGCACAAUACACCCAACAGAGCAGCAUAUGCAGCAGUCUUAGGACAU